This is a messenger RNA of Anoplopoma fimbria (sablefish), 882 nucleotides long. Its product is annotated as synaptophysin-like. Lineage: Eukaryota; Metazoa; Chordata; Actinopteri; Perciformes; Anoplopomatidae. The coding region runs from base 1 to 882 and encodes 293 amino acids. The transcript has 7 exons. The record is from RefSeq and is a predicted model, not a curated record. Gene Ontology annotation, cellular component: synaptic vesicle membrane; synaptic vesicle; presynaptic active zone.
AUGGACCUCGUCAAUAAGCUGGUGGCUCAGGGCCAGUUCAGGGUACUGAAGGUUCCUCUGGGCUUCAUUAAGGCCUUACAAUGGUUCUUCGCCAUCUUUGCCUUCUCCACCUGUGGAAGUUAUUCUGGGAUGUUCCGGAUGUCGGUGGAUUGUAAGAACCGGACCGACAGCGACCUGAAUAUCGAGGUGGAGUUUGAGUAUCCGUUCAGACUCCACCAGGUGGUCUUCGACGCCCCCACCUGUAGGGGCGGGAACAAGGACCAGGUGUUCCUGGUCGGCGACUACUCGUCCUCCGCCGAGUUCUUCGUCACCAUCGGCGUCUUCGCGUUCCUCUACGCCACCGCGGCGCUCAGCGUCUACGUCUUCUUCUACGACAAGUACAAAGAGAACAACAAGGGCCCGCUGAUCGACCUGGCGGUGACGGCCGUCUUCUCCUUCAUGUGGUUGGUGAGCUCGGCGGCGUGGGCCAAAGGUCUCUCUGACGUGAAGACGGCCACCAACCCGGACAAGGUCGUCACGCUGAUCUUGGCCUGUGAGGAUGAGGAGAACCACUGCCGUGAGAUCCACGACCCGGUCAUGUCCGGACUCAACACCUCUGUGGCGUUUGGCUUCAUAAACCUGAUCCUGUGGUCGGGUAACCUGUGGUUCGUCUUUAAGGAAACGGGCAUCAUCGCUCCCUUCAUGAGAGCUCCGCCUCCUCAGGAGAAGGCCGCCGCCCCGGACGCUUAUGGCCAGCAGGGGGCGUAUGAAGCGGACCCGUACGCCGGGCAGCAGGGCGGAUACCAGCCAGAGUAUAGCCAGCAGGGAUACAACCAGGAAGCAGAGCUCGCUCAGGGCUACGGCCAGCAGGGGGCGCCAACCUCCUUCUCCAAUCAGAUGUGA